GCCUAGAUACCAAAACCGAGAUACGGAAUUACAAGGACGAACGUGAAAUAGAUGCUCAUUUCCACGAUUUCAAAAAAAAUCAAUUUGAUUUGGUGUUCGUUAUUAUACCAAAUGUCGGGCGCUGUUAUGAUGUCGUGAAGCAAAAGGCUGAGCUGAAGCACGGCAUUCUCACACAAUGCAUCAAGCAGAUCACAGUCGAGCGUAAAUGCAACCCGCAGUGUAUUGGUAACGUUCUACUUAAGGUAAAUUCCAAGCUGAACGGUAUUAAUCACAAGCUAAGGGAUGACCCGCGCUGUCUGUUAAAGAACGCAAUGUUUUUGGGUGCCGAUGUGAGUCAUCCGUCGCCCGAUCAGUGGGAGAUCCCCAGUGUGGUGGGUGUUGCCGCCUCCCAUGAUCCAUUCGGGGCUUCAUAUAACAUGCAAUAUCGCUUGCAACGCUCUACCCUGGAGGAGAUCGAGGACAUGGAGUCGAUAACCCUGGAGCACUUGCGUGUUUAUUAUCAGUUCCGGAAAUCCUAUCCCGAGCACAUCAUCUAUUACCGUGAUGGUGUCGGCGAUGGUCAGUUCCCCAAGAUCAAGAGUGAAGAGUUGAGAGGAAUUUCUGCGGCCUGCUGCAAGAUGCACAUUAAACCCAAGAUUUGCUGCGUCAUCGUAGUUAAGCGGCAUCAUACGCGCUUCUUUCCGAACGGAGCUCCAUCGCAAUAUAACAAGUUCAACAAUGUCGAUCCGGGAACCGUCGUCGAUCGCACCAUUGUCCAUCCCAAUGAGAUGGAGUUCUUCAUGGUCAGCCAUCAGGCGAAUCAGGGGACGGCCAAGCCGACGCGUUACAACGUAAUUGAGAAUACGGGCAACUUGGAUAUUGAUGUACUGCAGCAAUUGACAUACAAUCUUUGUCACAUGUUUCCUCGUUGCAACCGCGCAGUGUCUUAUCCGGCUCCGGCAUAUUUGGCACAUUUGGCUGCGGCACGUGGACGUGUCUACCUCACUGGCUCCACCAAGUUCCGUUCUCCACAGGAGGAGUACGCAAAGCGUUUGAUUGUUCCAGAGUUCAUGAAGACGAAUCCUAUGUACUUCGUGUAGGCAUCAAAAAACAGCUUCACUUCUGCCUAUUUAGUGAUUAUUAAUAUUGAUGCAAGCCACUGGGAAUCCGAACUGGGGGAGUAUUUGCUCGGAUAUCCCGGCACCAUCACGAUCGCCUUUCUUUAUUUGAAGCCGCCAGAAAUGUUCACUAUUAUGUUGUGUAAAUGAUUAUCUAUGAAAGUGGACUACUGCUUAUCACCCAAGAGUAAUAUUGACGUGUCUCUGUAUAUUUUUGAUCUGGAGGUUUGGGUCAUUGGUUCAGGUAUCGCCCAUACCUUCACCAUACGCAUUCCAAACUUCGUGUGAGUCUGUAGAUGUAGCUAAUACCAAAGGCUCAAGAAUUGAUGUCCAUGCGGAACGGACAGAAGAUAACAAAAGUCCAAAAAUUAACAA
Drosophila miranda is the source of this 1472-nucleotide messenger RNA. Its product is annotated as protein argonaute-2-like. The transcript has 3 exons. The record is from RefSeq and is a predicted model, not a curated record. Gene Ontology annotation, molecular function: nucleic acid binding. Lineage: Eukaryota; Metazoa; Arthropoda; Insecta; Diptera; Drosophilidae. Bases 312 to 1079 code for a protein of 255 amino acids.